ACCCUCAUGGCUUUCUGCUCUCGUUUCUCAGCUCUUUCUGGGCUAGCUGCACGCCCAAGCCCAUGCCUCUACCCCAAUCUAGUCCCAGCCCCGGCCCCAUGGACACUGGCUGCGAAACUUACCGCCUUGCAACACCUGAAUCCUGAAGUAGUUCAGGAGCUUUAACAGCUCCCAAGCCGCCCUGCGCCUGUUGCUAUGGCGACUGGGAUGGCGGCCGGAAGCGCGGCCUAGUUGGGGGACCCCCUUGCCUGCCUCCCAGUAGCCGCGCCUCGCCCCAGGCCAGGAAUGGUUUUAGGGAAGACUAUUGCCUGAUGACAAGGCUGUCACUAUCAUUCUAUAACCUGACAUGAUGGGACCAGGCCAGCCAGCUUCAACCUGUGUUCAUCUGGCAUCUAGGGCCCAACUUGAUGGGAGGAGCGACCCCACAGUACUUCAGACCCAGAACCAGCUGCAGUUUAAUAGGAAUGUUCCUACCCAUUCAAGCAACUUGGCAAUCCGAUAUUCUUGCCCACAUGCCAUUAGAAUUGAAAAACUGAAGCACUCAUACAAUGAAUCAUACCAUUGUAAUGAUGCAGAUUGUAGAGUUGGUCCUGACCUAGGCAGUUCUGUUUCAUUUUCCGUCAUAUCAGAAGAGAGACUUAGCUAUGCCAUCCACCUGGCCAGAAGAGAUGUGAAACGAAGACAAUUCGAAGAACACAUAAAAGAACAUCAUCUCAGAAGUCAGCCUCAAAGCUCUCAGAAGUGUGGACACACUAAGUAUAAAAUACCUGACCACAGGGUGGAAAGGAAGGAACCAAAGAGUCAAGCAGUCUGUCAGUGCAGCCACCAGCCAUCCAAAGUAGAAAUCUCCAGCUCGGGUGCCAAAGUAUACCUUUACUCAUCUCAUCCAGGCCAGUCAGAUCUCACCAUGCCAAAUUCACCACCCACCCAUGAUCCGGGACUUCAGCUUCAUCCCAGGAUAGGUGAUCACAAAAACAUCAGUGAACAGAAAAGCCUGCUAGAAGUCCAGCGACUCCAGAAAGAAUUGAGCAGUUGUAUCCACAAAAUUGAAGAGGUAACUAAAAAAGAUAGACUAGAAGAAGCUUUGGAUCCAGAUGAAGAACGUCGAGUCCGUAUCAGGAGACAGGAGCAAGCUGUUCGCUCUGCCCGAAUGCUCUACGUCCUCCAGCAGCAGGUUAAAGAAAUCCAGGAAGAGUUGGAUAAAUUGAGUCCACAUAAAAUUAAACACACUAAGAAGUCAUGGGCAAUGUCUAGGCUGGCGGCUGCCCAUCGAGGAGCCAUUCGGGCCUUACACAUGUUCAUCACUCAGUUUACUGACCGAGGGGAACACCCCCUUCCUGCUCGGUGCAGGGAACUGGGCAGCCUUAUUCGCCAGCUUUCACUUUGUUCUGCCAAGCUGGAUGCAGACCCUUCUGUUCCUGAUGUGGUUAUAGACAUUCUGCAACAAAUUGAGGCUUUGGAAUCUCUCCUGGAAAAGAAACUGUCACCAAAAAAGGCGAAAAAGUGUUUCAGUGAAAUUCGGUUUCCUAUUGGUAGCCAAAAGACCUUAGAGAGAUGGCCAAGUAUAUCACUAAGGGGUGAGAGGAGACCCGUCACAGCAAAGGACACAUUUCCACCGGAAACAAGUCGCCCUCCCGUGGCAAAGAAGCUUCUUGCUGAUAAGUAUCAGCCUGAAAUGGAGUUUCCGGAGACCCAGAGGUUGCAGAGUGAGCUUGAUGUAUUAGAUGCGGAUAUCCUUCCGGAAGAAGGACCAUUUAUCCUAGACCAAAGUGCAAGCUUCAAAGAUGAGGCGUUAGCCGUGGCAAAAACAAAAGCAGUGCAAAGGAAGCCUAUGACUGAGAAAGUGCCGUUUAGGAAGAAAGAUACUCCGGCACCAGCAAGACAGCAAGGACUUCACAAAGCUGAGAGAAGUAGACAAAGCCAACCUCAUACUAAAAGCAGAGUGCAGCAGACAACAGUUUCAUCCAGAUUAAAAAUGAACCGACAGCCUGUGAAAAACCACAAGGCACCAUGGAUACCCCCAAACCCUACAUCCCCACCAGCAUCUCCUAAAUGUGCUGCAUGGCUAGAGGUGAAAUCUAGCCCCAGAGAUGCCACAAAAGAGUCUCUCCAGCAAGAAGAUACUCAAGAGGAAAAUCACUUGACAGGUGCUGUUGAGCAUGAGGCAGUCAGGCUCGCUUGGCUUGAUGCUGAAACUUCCAAAAGAUUGAGGGAACUAGAAGAAUUAAAAGCCAAAGAAAUUGACAACAUGCAAAAACAGAGGCUUGACUGGCUUGAUGCUGAAACUUCUAGAAGAGCAAAGGAACUCAGUGCUCUCAAAGCUGAAGAAAUGGAUAGACUCCAAAAAUUGAGUGUUUCUGCCACCCAGUUAGCAGACAAGGUAGAAGAGGCAGUUCUGGAUCGUUUGAAGCCUCUCCUGGUCAAGGCCCAGAGAGUCAAUUCUGCUACAGUAGCAAAUACUCACUUGAAGGAUGGUUCGUCAGUAAACAGGAAAGCCCAGCCUGCGCAGGAGGUUACAGCUGUUGAUUCUGAAUCCAACAACAUUCAUAAGCUUGAUGAUUUUUUGGAAGAUUCUGCCCAUGAGCUCUGGGCUAUGAUUCAUGCUAAAAUCUUGGGGUCUGAAACCUUAGCCACCAUUGAGGACAGCAAAGAUAGUCUAGAGCUGGAGAUCAUGAUGCGCCGAAUGGAAGAAAUGGAAAAAUACCAGGAGUCAGUUCGUCAGAGAUAUCAUAAAAUUGUAUAUGCUGAUCCUCACCUUUGGAUGCAGGAAGAAAACAAUGACCAAAAAAUCUCAGCAGUAGGUGAAAAGCCUCUGUCUCCUCAUCCAAUCAGAAUCAUGAAGACAGUGGAUCGCAAGGAUCCAGCCGUGAACAUCAUGUUAGAAAGACCCUGUAAUGGCAAUUCCCUGGAUGAAAGUGUGGGAACAGAGGAGGGAUCAGAGAAAAGAGAGGCUCCCCUUCUCUCCCUUGCAGAAGAUUCUCAACAGAAAGAAGGCCGGGCUCGCCUCUUUGUCCCAGCAUGUAUGCGUCACAGCAUUGGUGACUACUGCAGUCGUUUUGAGCAGUACCUUCGGAUCCUGUCUCAUGAGGCUGUAGGCUCCUUCAACCCAUGGCUGAUAGCUGAAAGAUGGAGUCUCACUUUGUCGCCCAGGCUGGAAUGCAGUGGCACGAUCUCACCUCACUGCAACCUCCGCCUCCUGGGUUCAAGCAAUUCUCCUGCCUCAGCCUCCCAAGUAUUUUUGUAUUUUUAGUAGAGUCAGAGUUUUGCCACGUUGGCCAGGCUGGUCUUGAACUCCUGACCUCAAGUGAUCCAUGUGGCUCAGCCUCCCAAAGUGCUGGGAUUACAGGCAUGAACCACUAUCUCUUUUUUUUUUUAAAUUUAUGAUUUGAUUAUUAUCAUAUCUCAAGGAUGAGAGUUAUAUUGAUCAGAUCUUUAAAAAGCAUCCAAAGACAGUUGACUUCAUUUAAUAGCCUCUUGGGUAAAGAGAAAACUGAGGUUUUUCUUUUCUUUUAAUGUCUUUAUUUCUCUUUAUACCUGAAGAAAAGCACUGUUCCAGCGAUUAGUAUGAGCAGGUGAUAUAAACUGAAUGCAAAUCAAAGAGUGAUUGUGAAAGGAAAGGCUUAAAGUGACAGUGCUUUUAUUGAAACCAGACUCUUAAGAAUUCCUGGUUUGAAAAACAAUCAAGUGAAUUCUGGUUGAAAAGGACAGAUGAAUGUAUAUAUUUAUCUUUACUUCCUAUAUCUCUAUCCCACUAUAUAUCACUAAAAGAAUGAAUAAAAGACAUGAAACCAUAAAUGACAGCAAACAAGAAAGACCAUUGGAAGCCAUAAAGCAGUUAGACAAAUGGUAAAUGACUUAGCAGGCUAGGGAAAGCUAAAUGCCUAAUGAGGAUGAAGGCAAGAACCAAGUUUAUUUGUAAAGAACAUUGGUUAAGACUCAGGAAUUAGAAGCGUCAGAUGCUUGUGAAUGCAUGGAUAUAGAUGUAUUGGGCCACUCUUGCAUUGCUAUAAAUACUCAAGACUGGGUAAUUUAUAAUGAAAAAAGGUUUCAUUCGCUCACAGUUCUGCAGGCUUUACAGGAAACAUGGUGCUGGCAUAUGCUUGGCUUCUAGGGACACCUCAGGAAACAUAAAAUCAUGGCAGAAGGCAAAGUGGGGACCAGUUACAUCACAUAGCAAAAGAAGGAGUAAGCAAGGGGUGGGAGAGGAUACCACACACUUUCAAAUGACCAGAUCUCAUGAGAAGUCACUGUUGUGAAGACAGCACUAAGCCAUGAGGGAUCCUAUUACAUGAUCUAAACACUUUCCACCAGGCCCACCUCCAGCACUGGGGAUUGCAGUUCAUCAUGAGAUUUGAGCAGUAACAAAUAUAUGAAUAGUAUCAACAGGUGAGCCAGGAAAUAGGAGGCUUGGUUGAAAUUCAUGUUCUUGAAAAUGAGCAGACAGCUGAAAUGACCAGACAUUUGAUAAAAUCCAUGAAGGAUACAUAGGCUAUUAUAAUAGAUAAGCACUCUGUGGAAGCAAAGCAGAGACAAUACAGUGAGCAGAAUAAGACUUUAAAAACAGACUAGAAUUAAUAUUCUCAGAGAGCUAAGUGAAAUUGUUUUGUCAUGAAACAAGAACAGGAUACUAUAAAAAAGGAACUUUAAGGGAAUGAAAAGGAAGUUCAUAGAUAUUAAAAACAUGAUGGUUCAGGUAAACUCACUAGAAGGAUCCAAAGAAAAAAGUCAAAUGUCUCAGGCAGUAGAAUAAAAAGACGAGAAGCUAGAUAAUAAGGAAGAAAAUAUUUUUUUAAAUUAGAGGCCUGUUGUAGGAGAUUCAACAUCUUGAAUCACUGUAGUUCAAGAAUGUGGAAAAAGGGAAAUAGGAGCAAUGGGAAAUUAUCAGAGAAAUGCUAUAAGAAAAUUUCCCAGAAGGCUGUUAGUCUUUGGAUUGAAAGGGUUCAUCAGCUGUCCACUUAGAAGUGAAUGAGUGAGUGAAGGAAUAUAUGAAUAGAACAGAACACACCAUGACACAUCAUUAUGAAAAUUUGAGCAUCUCAGUAUAAGGAAAAGAAAAAUGACUGUACACAUUUAAAUAAUCAGGAAUGAGAAUGGCAUGUUGUUUUUAGUAGCAACACCAGAAACUAGAAGAUAUUAGAGCCUACUUCCAAAAUGUAACCUAGAAUUAUGUGCUCAGAUAAAUUGUCAAUUAAAGAUAAGGACAGAUAGAAUAGAAACAUUUUUUAGGGCUAGGUAUGGUGGUUCCUAUCUAAUCCCAGCACUUUGAGAGGCUGAGGUGGGAGGAUUGCUUGAGCCCAGGAGUUUGAUGCCAGCCCAAACAACAUAGUGAGACUUGGCCUCUACAAAAAAAUAAAAUAUUAGCUGGGCAUGGUGGUACAUGCCUGUAGUCCCAGUUACUCAGGAGGCUGAGGUGGAAGGAUUGCUUGAGCCCAGGAGGUCAAGGCUGCAGUGAGCCGAGUUGGCACCACUGCACUCUAGCCUGGGCAGUGGAGCAAGACCGCAUCUCUAAAAAAACAAAAACACAUUUUCAGGUAGGCAAAGUGUUUAAAAAUUUAGUUCCCAUGCUUCUGGAGGAUCUAAAUUACCAGUGCAAGAUAUACAUUAAGAAAGAAGAAUAAUUGGAUUUUAGGAAACUUAGACUCUACCCUGGAACUUCCAGAAGAAUGGCAAAAGCCUUUCUAGGACAAGAUUUUUCAGUAAGCAUAGAGAAGAACUAGUCCAGAUUAGAGCACUUUAGGGGGUGGAUGGUUCCACAAGGGGAAAAGCAGAACAGGGAAGAUUAAAAAGGAAGAAGAAAAAAAGAUACAGUACCUAAUAUGUUGGAAGGUAGUGGAAGUACCCUUGCAUUUCUCUCGCAGUGUGGGUAUAAAUUAGUGAUAGGAAUAUAGAAAAUGAAGCAAAUAUAAAAACGAGGUAAUCACUUUUGCUCCUAGUGAUGACGCACUUGGUAAUUUGGACCACCUCUCCCACUGAGGAUAACUGUUAAUAGAAAAGCUGUAUUAAAAAUAAAACCUAUAUUCUUGAAGGCAUCAAGAAGUGAACUAGGUAAUGAAGAAUAAUUGGGCCAGAAUCCUGGAGAAGACAGAGCCCUGGGGAGGUUAGCCCUUUGUUGAGCACUGGAUAUCCAGUUUGGAGAGAGAUGAGCAGCACUUCUGACAGUCUUUUCAGAUCAGAGGACAGAGGUUGGAAUCCAUGGGUUGCCAAAAUGGAGGAGUUGUCCUGGUGAACUUUCCUCACUUUUAAUUGGGACCCUAAAAGAUUGCACUCUGGAAGUACAGGUGACCUGGAAUAGGCCCUCUCAUGGACUCCACUCAGCUCCAAAUUAUCUCAGAUUGGAUUGAGGUGAUUCUAGAUUGUUACUGCCCCACAGGCACCAAGCAUUAGGAAACAUAAAUUUUCUCUGGAGGAAAAUAACAUCAUCUUAGGACUCAAUUUAUUUCUACAAUUGUCAAAUACAAUGUCUGGCAUAUGGUGAAAAAUAACCAGGCAACAGAGAAACAAGACAAUAACAAGAACAGACCUACAGCAGAUUCAAAUAUAGAGCCACCAGACACAGACUUUAAAAUAACUGUGCCUAGUGCAUUCAUAGAAAUGAAAGACACGAAUUAGAACUUCAGCAUAGAUCUGGGAACUAAACAAAAUCCAAGUGGACAUUCUAGAAUGAAAGAUAACUUUUCUGAAAUGAGGAAUUUAUUACAUGGGCUUAAUAGCAAAUUAGACACAACAGAAUUAAAAAUUAGAGACUUGGAACAUAGGAUAGAAGAAAAUAUCCAGGGGAUUCCCAGAGAUUAAAAGUGAAGAAGAGAGGGAAAGGGACAUAGAGGAGGUUAGAAGGUCUAACAUGUUGUUGGAAUCUCAGGACAGGAGAAAGAGAAAAUGAGUCGGAAACAACAUCCCAAGAGAUAAUGGCCAUCACUUCCCCCGAGUAGCAAAAGACAUCAAACCAUAGAUUCAAGAAGCUCCAAAAACCCCAAGUAAGAAAAAUAUAAAGAAAUCCAUACUUAUUCAUGUCUUCAUAUUACUGAAAAAUUGCAGACAGAGAAAAUCUUAAAAUUAGCUAGAGGAAGAAAAAACAAUAUAAACAAAAACAGUGGAAGCUGGAAGACUUGGCGUAUCUUUUAAAAUUCCAAAAGAAAAGAACUACUAAUGUGGAGUUCUAAGCCCAGUGAGGAUAUAUCAGAAGGCAAGGUGAGAAAAGAGUUUCCUAACAAAGCUGAGUUACCACUAGACCACCACUGUGGGAAAUGUUAAAAUCAGUCACAGACGGAAGGUCAGAAAUAUAGGAAGGCAUGAAUUUUAAAAAUAGGUAAAUAUGUAGGUUAAAGUAAAUAUAGUAUGUAUGAAGCAAUAAUACUGAUGUUUUAUGGGGCCGGGUGUGGUGGCUCACGCCUGUAAUCCAAACACUUUGGAGGCCAAAGCGGGCGGAUCACCUGAGGUCGGGAGUUCAAGACCAGCCUGACCAACAUGGUGAAACCCUGUCUUUAAAAAAAAAAAAAAACAAAAAAACCUGAUGUUUUAUGAAUGCAUGUGUAUGUGUACUCCCACGUUUAAAAUAUACAUUAACAAUAGCAUGUAAGAAUAUACGUCAGGAAGGGGAUAAAUAGAGUUAGCAUUCUAAGAUCAUUGCAUUGUAUAGGAAAAAAGUAAGGAUAUCAAUUAAAGUUAGUUGUCAAUCGUAGAUACUUGUUGUGACCUAGGGUGGCCACUCAAAGAAUAAUACAAGUGCAUGUAAUGUCCACGUCAAUAGAGAAGAACAGAUGUAGUUUAAAAAUCACAAAAUCUAAAGGAAAGCAAGAAAGAAGAGAGAACAAAGAGACAAAUACAGAAAAUACCUAUUAUGGUAGAAGCAUAAAUUCAAAAGUAUCAGAAUAACAUUAAAUGAAAAAGGACCUUACAUGCCAGUUAAAAGACAAAAGAUUGUCAGAUUCGCAAAUGAACAAAACAACUGGGUGGUAAUGGGGUAGAAGGGAUAAGAGAGGGGAAUGAAACGUACUUGCAUUUAUUUACCUUUUUUGUGUAACUCUGACUUUUGAAAUCAUGUGAACGUUUCUUAUACAUCCCCUCUACUCAACAAGAAUUGGUGGGGGACCCUUAAAUUGAAUAUAAAAGGAAACAUGAAUCUAAUUGUAUUUCAGAUAAAUAAUAUCACACUAACGAGAUGAAGCCUAAGUCACUUUUUGAUUCUAUACCUCUCUGGCUAAAGACAAAAAGAACUGUAAACACAUAACGAUUCUAGUUCGUAGGUUUCUUUUACACAGUGGCAUGGGUUAACAGUUCUAAAACUACUUUCUCUAUAUUUUACCACUGGUCAAAUAAGUACAUUGUGAAUAAUGGCAGCAGGGUUUCUAGGGGAAGGCUAGGAUGAAUGUAUGGUUUUUAAUAGAUGUAGAAAUAGAUACAGGGUCUUUCUUAGUUUGUCUGCUGAGAAGGCCCAGAAGCAGAGGCGCCAGUAGCAAUCAGCACACCUGUUACCCACAUCUUGGUUUCUAAAUACUGUUCUCCUUGAAAAGGUACUAGGGCUUCUUGGAAGAAGAGGUGAUUACAAGACGGGCUGGGGCUGGAAAAAUGUAAGAUAAGCCUUAAACAUACUGUGCUAGAAAGGAAGUGCUCAAAAAAUGAUUGGGACAUGCUACAGGAGCCAGCUUGAAGAGGUGCCUUCUGGCCAAAGCCAGGACAUUUUCAAGCUUCCAAAUAAGUAAUAAUAGUAGUGGAUUACAAACUACACAAUAAAAUAAGAAUCUAGAAGACCAAACUGAUAUGAAUGAAUCCGUAAGUAAAGGAAAAAGGAAAGCUCUUCAUUACAGUAGAAUGCCAGCUAUUAAUUGAAGAAGGAAUGAUGGAAUUAUAAAAUCAGUGUUUGGCAACCCUGUAAUAAUUGAUUUAGGCAAGUUUGAUGAGAAGCAGGAAUUUACGUAGUCUCAAAGUAUCUCCCUCCACUAUACCUAUUAAUUACAAAAGCAAAAACAGUAAUCCAAGGGAGAAACCUGGCAGACAUCACCAUAACCCAGGGAUGCAAAAUUAACUGUCAUCAUUAAAGGAUAGUAAAUAGAUAUCACGGUGCACUGAAGGGAAACAGUAUCCUUCUGGGACGUUCCUUUCAGAUGGCCUGAAUCUGAUCUUAAAGAAAAAACCCAAAUUGAGGGACAUUCUCCUCCCAAAAAAGGCCUUUACUCUUUAAAAAAUGUUAUGGUCAUGAGAGGCAAAGAAAGACUGAAGAACUAUUUCAGAUUAAAGUAGACGAAGAUAUGACAACUAAAUGUGACAUAGAAUCCUCGACUAGAAUCUUGGACUAGAAAAAAUUUUCUUUUGAAGGACAUUGGAUGGUUGGCAAAAUUUGAAUAAGGCCUGUAGACAAGACUAGAUAAUAGUUUUGUAUCAUUGUUAAUUUUAUAAUUGUUAUAAUUGUAACGUGGUUAUUUAAGAGAAUGUCCUUGUGUGUAGGGCUAUUUGGGAGAUAUGAAGCCUGCACCCUGCUCUCAAACAGUUCAGAAAAUAAAGGGGUUUGUGUGUGUGUGUGUGUGUGUGUGUGUGUGUGUGUGUGUGUAGAGCACCUGGGCUUCUGCAGAGAAGACACACCCCUUUCCUCCGUUAGUCAGUCAAGCAGCUGUUAGAGGUGGGACUAGGUGUCAGCUGGUUGGUUUCUGGUCAUCUCUGGUUUCAGACAUAUUGAGGAUGAAGUCCAUCCUGUGUAUGUUUAAAGCUUAUCCCUCUAGCAGGGCUUUGGGAUCUGAGCGCCACCAUCCUUCUGUUCAGGAGAGCAGGACCUUACACCUUGUUUUCCUUCUUUAAAAGUAUCUUGGCUAUUUUUGGCCUUCUCUGUUUCCAUUUAGAUUUCAGAAUUGACGUGUUAAUUUCCACAGCUGAGUAAAAGAAUGGCUCCCAUAUAUGGCUGUACAUACCUUUAUUUUAUUUUAUUUUAUUUAUUUUGAGAUGGAAUCUCGCUCUGUCGCCCAGGCUGGAGUGCAAUGGCAUGAUCUUGGCUCACUGCAACCUCCGCCUCCUGGGUUCAAGCAGUUCUGCCUUAGUCUCCCAAGUAACUGGGAUUACAGGCAUGCCUGCCACCACGCCAAGCUAAUUUUACAUAUUUUUAGUAGAGACAGGGUUUGACCAUGUUGGCCAGGCUGGUGUCAAACUCCUGACCUCAGGUGAUCCACCUGCCUUGGCCUCCCAAAGUGCUGGGACUACAGGCUUGAGCCACUGUGCCCAGCCUUGUACAUACCUUUAGUCAUGUUGUUUGU
This is a messenger RNA of Callithrix jacchus (white-tufted-ear marmoset), 10238 nucleotides long. Its product is annotated as KIAA0753 ortholog. Lineage: Eukaryota; Metazoa; Chordata; Mammalia; Primates; Cebidae. Gene Ontology annotation, cellular component: microtubule organizing center; centriolar satellite. Gene Ontology annotation, biological process: centriole replication; protein localization to centrosome. The record is from RefSeq and is a predicted model, not a curated record.